This is a messenger RNA of Musa acuminata AAA Group (dessert banana), 2859 nucleotides long. RefSeq lists its product as uncharacterized. Bases 403 to 1707 code for a protein of 434 amino acids. The record is from RefSeq and is a predicted model, not a curated record. The transcript is spliced from 5 exons. Lineage: Eukaryota; Viridiplantae; Streptophyta; Magnoliopsida; Zingiberales; Musaceae.
CCGCCUCGCCUCCCGAGCCACAUCGUCCCGAUCGCCACCGCCGGAGAACCCAAGAAUUGCCCGUGAGGUCGGGCUUGCCGCCGAACCUUCGUGGCGACGCUAUUCACCUGGUAGAGAUCGGAAGCCAUUCAUUGUUUGAUCCCUUAUCUGAUGGCAAACGAGUGUAAAGGAAUCUAGCGAUCGUGUCAUCUUUUGGUUCGGACCUGAGCGGUCGUCUUCCUCGAUGAGUCCUCGUUCGUGAUCUUGGUCGUUUUUCUUCCGACUCGUAGACGCUUCUUUCCGGUGCCUGAUCUUGUCAUCGAUCUCCGAUUCAGCCGAUUUGGUGUUCGGGGUGUUGCAGUGUCACUAAUUUCCGGGCUUGAAUCAAGGAAGAGAAGUGGUGGUUUGGAUUUUGGUGUAAUCAUGCCGUUUCCGACGAAGAUCCAGCCGAUCGACGUGAGAGGGUUAGUGCGGAGCGAUCAGGCAAAACCCGUGCCCAAAUCACGGCUGAAGCGGCUUUUCGAGCGACAAUUCCCCGGCGUCCUGCGAAUCUCGUCAGUGGAACGGCUGGAUCUGGAGCCGAGCACCGUCUGCCUCGACAAGAUGGUCCGCAGCUUCAUGGAGGACAACAACGGGGAGAAGCCCUCUUCCCGAUGUGGUCACAGCCGCUGUAACUGCUUUCACGGCCACUGUGACGACAGCUCCGACGACGACCUCGACUUUAUCUCCUCCUCCAACAGCGGCGACGCUCCGAUCGUCUCCGCCGCCGAAGUCAUCAAGGGUUUGGUGGUUUGCACGACCGUCUCGGAGAGGAAUCUCCUUGCCGAUGCGUCCACCGUCGUGGAGAGGAGCAAGAAUUUCAAGAGAAAGAACGAGCAUAUGAAGGCCGUCACCGAUGGACUCCGAUCGCUCGGUUACGACGCCUCCCUGUGCAAGUCGCGGUGGGAGAAGACCGCCUCCAUCCCGGCCGGCGAACAUGAGUACAUCGACGUCAUCAUCGUCGGCGAGCGGCUGCUGGUGGACGUGGACUUCAGGUCGGAGUUCCAGAUCGCGCGGUCGACGAAGAGCUACGCCGCCGUGCUCCAGUCCCUGCCGUCCGUCUUCGUCGGGAAGGAGGACCGAGUCAGCCAGAUCGUCGCAGUGGUCUCGGAGGCUGCACGGCUGAGCCUGAAAAAGAAGGGCCUCUACUUCCCUCCGUGGCGGAAGCCGGAGUACAUCCGCUCCAAAUGGCUCGCUCCCUACGAGCGAUCGACUACCCCGGCGGACCAUGAGCAAGCAGCGGAAGCAGUGGAAGAGACUCGCGCGUCGGAAGAGAAGGCCAAGACCGAGAACCCACGCGGCGACGCUUCAACGACUGACGAACCCGGCGAAGCAGAGGGGAAGAGCGCGAUGGUGACGGACCCCACGCAACCAACGGAGGCAGUAAAAGAGACUGGCGCAUCGGAAGAGAAAGCCCAGACCGAGAACUCGAGCGGCGACGCCUUCCCAUCGACCGACGAACCCAUAGAGGCAGCAGAGGGGAAGAGCACGGUGGCGGCCGCGUCGGCGCCACCGACGUGGGAGCUGCCGGAAGUGAAGCCCAGGACGCCGCACAAGGGAGCGAAGCUCCUGGAACGGAUCGCAAAGCUUCUCUGCCGGCGUCGGUCCCUGAAAGCGAAACAUCGAGCAACAGGAGGGCGAUACCCUACCAAAAAUAAAGGUUAUGCUCCUUACGCUCCUCUUUUAUAAGCGAAUGCUAUUCUCCCGAUAUGAUCGGUUUCUUCUUUUUUAUGCUCUUAUCCGCUACAUGCAUUCAAACACAAGUUGGACGGGGCGACGGGGGAUGACGACGGCAUGCUCGUGUUCGGCGUGAUUGAGACGACGGACCCACAGGAGCCGCGUGAGCGCAGAUUAACAUGUCGCGUUGUGUUGGACGCUAACGUGGGCCAGUCUUAUCCUGUUCUUCUCGUGAUCCUCGUACCGAAGCAUCCCGUUAACGGCGUCAAGGUCCCAUCGACCGAGGGGAGUACUCAUUUCCACGGAGUCAAUAUUAUAAUGAAUGGAUGGUACCACGAUGCGUGCCGCUUCCUCCCGUCUCUUUCGCCGGUGCUUUGAUUGUGAUCGUCCUACUCUCCUCCUCACAGCCACAAUCAUUGGGCCCCUCUCUCUCUCUCUCUCUCUCUCCCCUCUCUAGAGUCACCGACCGAUCCUAACCAUCAGUCCUCUCGGUCUCAUGACAUCAAUCCAUGAUUUCGAAUGCCCACUUCCUUACCCCAGGCGUCCCAGGAGCUACUGAACAAGAAGCAAAAGCAGCAGGUAGUCAUCAACAGAAUCAAUGCCUUUUCCGUCUCAUCCAUCCAUCCCUCUGGUUCUGCAAUUUGUCAUGUAAGGAGCCAUGGGAAGCACAUCAAUAUCACGGAAUGAGAAACCGACACCUGGUAGUGAAGCCCUUUGUGGGUCAGCUGUCGGCCCGCGAUUCGCUCCCCGGAGUACUGCUGAAGAAAAGGAGACCGGCCUACUCUAUCCUCUACACCACACACAUUCGAAUAAGCGGCGACGUGGCGCGUGAACAUUGGUCGGAUCAUCCGCUGCUGGCCACAUGACCACAUUGGAACACAAAGUCUGUGGGUCUGCAUCCAUUAUUUCUAUUUUCGGAUCCGCUGUCUCGGUCAGAACCGGGAACACGAUUCACCUUCUCGAACAAAAGCUGGGACGGUGGGGCCGACAGUCCACGGAGGCGGAGAGCCCUGUUCCCACACCCGAGAGAGCUCGACUCGUGCAACGAAUCGAGGUGCACCCUAAGUCGCGUCGUGUUCCGUUAAAUUCGGUCACCGACUCCUUUUCGGGCCCAGUUUUUGUACCCACCCAUCUGAAACUACAGUGUGGUGGCUACCUGAACGA